This is a messenger RNA of Jaculus jaculus (lesser Egyptian jerboa), 3354 nucleotides long. RefSeq names its product CD46 molecule (gene Cd46). Gene Ontology annotation, cellular component: cell surface. Gene Ontology annotation, biological process: negative regulation of complement activation, classical pathway. The record is from RefSeq and is a predicted model, not a curated record. Lineage: Eukaryota; Metazoa; Chordata; Mammalia; Rodentia; Dipodidae. Bases 135 to 1304 code for a protein of 389 amino acids. The transcript is spliced from 12 exons.
GUCGCCACUGAUGGGCGCGGCCGGCCACGCCCUCUCGUUGUGAAGCCUGCGCGCCCUUUGCAUUUAGGGAUUAUUGCGUCUCGGCCUGGGGCUCAAAAGCUGGCGGCUCCCACUUUUCUCCUCGUUCUGGAAGCAUGGCGGAGGCGCCCCGGACCCGCCGCGGCCGCCGGCUGCACGCGCUCUGCUGGUGCCUCCUGGGCCUGGGCGUGGAGGCCGCGCUGCUCUCGCUGUUCGCGUGCUCGGAUGCCUGUGAACUACCGCCACCCUUUGAAGCUAUGGAUAUGGUUGGUGAGCCUAAGUCAUAUUAUGAAGUUGGAGAAAAAAUAGAAUAUAAAUGUAAAAAAGGAUACAUAUAUUUGUUUCCACUCCUCACCGUUACUACCUGUGAGCCAAAUCAUACAUGGGUACCUAUUUCAGAUGAAGGUUGUUGGAAAAUACAAUGUGAGUAUUUAAAGGAUCCCCCAAAUGGCAAAUUACAGCAUUUAGAUGGAGGGGUUGAGUGGGGUUCUCGAAUUCAGUACAGUUGCUUUGAUGGGUAUUACUUAAUUGGUAAGGAAAUUAUAUCAUGUGUGCUUAAAGAUGAUGAUGUAUAUUGGACUGAUAAAGCCCCACGUUGUGAAAAAAUCUUUUGUACACCACCUCCAAAAAUACAAAAUGGAAACCACACCUUUACUGAUAUAAAAGUAUUCAAUUACAAGGAAGCUGUGACUUACAUGUGUGAUCCUGCUCCAGGGCCAGAACCUUUUACUCUUAUUGGGAAGAAACUGCUGUAUUGUUCUGGCCACAACACCUGGAGUAGCCCACCUCCAGAGUGUAAAGUGGUAAAAUGCCCAUUUCCAGUACUUGAAAAUGGAAGACAGGUAUCGGGAUUUGCAAAAAAGUAUGUCUAUGAAGCUACAGUGAUGCUUGAAUGUGACCAGGGGUAUUACAUGAAUGGCAGUGACACAGUGGUCUGCAGUGCAAAUAGUACCUGGAAGCCCGAGAUCCCAUUGUGUCUAAAAGGUCCUAAGCCUACUCAUCCCCCCAAGCCUCCAGUUUACAAUUACCCAGGAUAUCCUCAUCCACGUGAAGGACUGUUUGACCAAGAAUUAGAUGCAUGGAUCAUUGCUCUGAUUGUUAUUACUUCAAUUGUUGGAGUCAUUGUAGUUUGUCUCCUCCUGUACAGAUGUCUUCAACGCAAGAAGCAAGGGACUAGGGUUACAGAGAUUCAUGGCCAUUUCCACCUGUGUAUAUGGAUCCUGGGGAUUGAACUUGACUAUGGAGCCAUCUUUCAAGUCUACAUGGAAACCACAGGCCGCUGCUGACCAGAUGCCACCAGGCUUCGAGGCUGCUGCUUUUCCCCCUACAUCAUAACCGAUUUCAAAUGGUGCUAGACAAAAACAGACUCUGAACACCAGGAGAAAUCGGUCAGCCUGUGUAAGAGAUGGGCCAAUGGGUGCUCCUCAGUGUGCACCUAGAACAGGUGGCAAGUCUGAUCUCAGCUGUGCAAUGGCCAUGGCUGAGUACUUCAGGCAUCUUUUGGAGCAGGAAGGCAGUGCUGAUGAAGGUGAAAUAAUCCUCCCUGUACAGAACCCUAUCUCACUCCCCAUUACAAUCAACACCUAACACAUCACAUAAUGAACAGGGCCAAGAUAUGCUGAAGAAGCCUCACUAACAUAAUGUUGGAGAAAGUAGAUCACCACCUCUGCCCCUGCUUAAAACACUGUACUUAAUUUGAACAACCCCCUCCCCCAUAAUACUUCUCCAGACCCCUAGACUCAAGGGUGAGUUUGCUGAUCAAGUCUUCCCUCAACUUCUUGACCAGGAUGAAGCAGCAAGAGGAGAGACCCAGUCCCAUAUGCAGCUGUCCCUUCGUAGUCAGAUCUCUGCUAUGCUGCAAUUCUUACUCCUAAAACACUGAUUUCAAAUGGUGCUAGAUACAAAGAUGGGAAAAUCUAAGCCACCAUGUGAAACCAGCUUCCAGAAGAAGAGGAUCUCAUCGAAGACAGCAGAGAAGUGUGAUCAGAAGACCCAGCCUCAGCCCCGAGGAGACAUAUCUUCUUGUUGGUACUUGUAACAUGACAGAAUAAUCCAUUAGAAAGGAAUAGGACAGUCACUCAAUGCUUUCAGCAGAGCAGAGAAAGGCAAGACUCCCGUCUACUUUCACACUAGUCACUACAAAUUAUUACACACGAUGAAAUAAAAUAACCAAAUCCAUUAUUAGAAUAUUGAAAUCUGUACUGCCCUAACUUUAUAAAAUAUUUCUCAACAUUCUGUUUAUGCAGAAUAUCUCGCUCCAUCAAGACAAAGUGGUCUGUUAACCAUGAAACAAAGAUGAGUAACCUGAACCAAGGCAACUCUUUCACAUGCCCUGUUCAGAGGAGAGGGCACACUCCUUAUUACUACCCAAUAACACUUAAUAGCUAGCAAUUUGAUUUAACCUCUGGGAUGAUGUAAAAAGCUGGUAUCCAAUCACUAUAUUACAUAGAUGAUUCUCUAAUACAAUGAGCUUUAUUUUUUUAAAUUUGCCUGGAAAUAAGAUUCACAAUGUAAACUUCAAAUAAGAUUCUUUCCCAUCAUCAUUUUUUAAACUUUAUUUUAGUUAUUUAUUGCUAUUCAAAAAACUGUGUGUUUUCUCUGAUGACACAACCCAGAGAGAGAAGAAACAGAGUACAACUAAUUGUUUUAGGUUCCCCAGUGAUGUUUUUUUUCUUUUAGGGGAGGGGGUAGAAGUGCCAGGUAAGGCUUCUCUCUUUUAUGGCUCCUGGCAAUGACACCAUGUGCUGCUAUAGGGAAAGAAAGAACUAAGUCAAACAUCAGAGCUGUGCUAUUUAAUUCUCCCCACAGUCCUUCAAAGCAGGUAUUGUUUAUUCCUGCAGAAGAAGCUGGUCCUUAAGUGUAGUCACAACACUUAUUGGCCUGUGUUCCUGCCCCCUGCCCACUGCUUUCUGCUCCAUGGCUUGACCUCAUUUCUCUUGAACUCAAGGGGGUAACAGCUGAGGCAGUCUGAAUGAAAGUGGAUGGAUGGUAUGGUAUAGUAUGUUAUACUUGGGAGAUGGGAGUCAUGGUUUGGGUUCUGGAGAGGUUAGGUUGCCUAGGAGAGCCUGCUUUAGCUCUCCUGCCCUGCUGGUACCUCUGCAGUGCUCCUCAGCAAUGGAGAAAAUGCUGGAGAUGAACCCUAGCGAUUCCAACAUUGUGUAGGUACAGCUUCUGGUUGGGCCAGCCAGAGAGGAAGCAGCAGGCUCUGCAGCACCUGUGGGGCUUUCCAGGGCCUCAGCCAGGCAGGAAGGCUGCAAACAAAUUUACACACAGGCUCUCAGUGACAACACUGGCAACAAACAGAUAGAAAUAGCUUUAAGUCAGGAGUGUGUUAGA